This is a messenger RNA of Diabrotica virgifera virgifera (western corn rootworm), 7183 nucleotides long. RefSeq names its product fatty acid synthase-like. The record is from RefSeq and is a predicted model, not a curated record. NCBI's taxonomy places the organism in Eukaryota, Metazoa, Arthropoda, Insecta, Coleoptera, Chrysomelidae. The transcript is spliced from 29 exons. Bases 146 to 7129 code for a protein of 2327 amino acids. Gene Ontology annotation, biological process: fatty acid biosynthetic process. Gene Ontology annotation, molecular function: oxidoreductase activity; fatty acid synthase activity; 3-oxoacyl-[acyl-carrier-protein] synthase activity.
UUUAUACAUUUCCAAAAAAUUUAAUAUUCAGUUUUUGUUGUUUGUUAUUUGUGUCGUGGUUUUAGUCCAAAAACUGUGAUUUUAAGGUGGAACGUUAAUUUAGAAACUUAAACGCUCUCCAGCAGUUCAUAAAGCCAGAUCUAAAAUGGGUGUAGAAAAUGAAGAAAAUCUCAAUUUGGAUCAAAAAAAUUCGACUGAAAAUGUGGACUAUAAUUAUAUACAGGGAAAAUUAUUUUCACAUCCUCCCCCUGGAGAAGAAAUCGUUAUUUCAGGUAUGUCCGGGACGUUUCCAAAUUCUACCGAUAUCUAUCACUUUCAAUAUAAUUUGUUUAAUAAAGUAAACAUGGUACUACCUAACAGACGAUGGGAUUAUAAGCAUCCUGAAGUACCGCUCUGCUCUGGUACCCUUCCUGUUAUCAAUAAGUACGAUGCCGGAUUUUUUGGUAUUCAUCGACAACAAGGGGAAUCCCAAGAUUCGAUAGGCAGAAUGCUUCUUGAAAAAACCGUUGAAGCGAUUUUUGACGCAGGUAUGAAUUUGGAAGACUUUGAAGGAACCAAUACAGGCGUGUAUGUUGGUACUUGUUUCAACGAAACUGAGAAAAGUAUAUUGGUUGACCAUAUUGGACCAUCCCCAAGAUGGGGUUUUACUGGGUGUAUCCGAUCGGCGGUCGCUCAAAGAAUAAGUUAUUUCCUAAAGCUUAAAGGUCCUUCAAUUGUAGCAGAUACAGCGUGUAGCAGUUCGUUGUUCGCUUUAGAAAACGCUUACAGAGAUUUGAGGAGUGGUAUGAUAGACAGUGCUAUUGUGGCUGGAGGCAAUAUGGUUAUCCAUCCCUUCAUCUCCCUUCAAUUUUCGAGAUUGGGAGUUUUAAGUUUGGAUGGUUCGUGUAAAGUUUUUGAUAAAACUGGAGAUGGGUACGCUAGAGCUGAGACUGUGUCUGUCAUAAUCCUGCAGAGGAACAAGGUUGCUAAAAGAAAAUAUGCGGAGGUGGUUUAUGUUAAAACAAACUGCGAUGGAUAUAAGCAGGCAGGGAUAACAUAUCCAUCUGGUGAAUUACAACGGCAAUUGAUGAGAGAGGUUUACCAUGAAUGCGGAAUUAAUCCAGCUGAUCUGAGUUUCGUCGAAGCUCACGGAACAGGAACUUUUGUUGGUGAUCCAGAAGAAUGUGGAGCAAUUGAUGAUGUCCUUGCCAAAUGUAGAAAUGAACCCCUCCUUGUUGGUUCGGUUAAAUCAAACAUCGGACAUUCUGAACCGGCUUCUGGUUUAUGCUCAGUAACAAAAUGCCUAAUAGCUACUGAAACUGGUUUAAUUCCACCAAAUAUUCACUUUACUACUCCAAGAGAGGAAAUUCUAGGAAUCGUUGAAGGAAGAAUGGUUGUUGUUACUGAAAAGAGACCAUUUAAAGAUAAUAGAGGAUUAAUUGGUGUUAAUAAUUUUGGAUUUGGCGGAGGCAACUGUCAUGUACUGUUAAGAGCUAAUCACAAAGAAAAAAUUAACGGCGGUCUUCCUAAGGACGAUAUACCACGAGUAAUAUGUGUCAGUGGUAGAACAUCUGAAGGACUUUUGACGAUUUUCGAUGAGAUUAAGUCACAGACACUGGAUGCUGAAUACGUAAGACUUCUGCAUGAUGUAUUUAGAAAACAAAUUACAAACCAUCUGUACAGAGGAUAUUCCAUAGUUGCAAAAUCUGGAGAAAUAUGCAGAUUUGUAGAAUAUUUUCUUGGUAAUAAAACUCCGUUAUACUUUGCUUUUGGUGAAGUAAAUGAAUGGUAUGAGUUUGGAAAAUGCCUUAAAGUGAUACCUGCUUUCGCUGCUACUUUAGAAAGAGCACAUAAAAUUCUACUUCCUAAAGGAAUUAAUAUCAAUGAUGCUCUUGAAGCACAUGAAUCAGGUAGCCCUAAAAAUCAAAUACUAGGAAGUAUAUUAGUUCAACUGGGUGUAAUAGACAUGUUCAAGAUGUUGGAAAUUAAGCCUACAAACUAUUUUGGUUACUCUUUUGGGGAAUUGCUAGCUGCCUACUUUGAUGGAAUACUGACUUUUAAACAAACUGUUGAAUGCGCAUCCACCAUUAACGACGUCGUAGAGAAAUUAAAUGCAGUUUGUAACGGAAAAGAAACAAUUAUGGCUAACAAUAUAACCAACAAUCAUGCGACUGUCAGUGUAUCUUCAUUAUUGGACAACUUUAGAGCAAAGUUUAAAUCCGUCGAGUUCUCUUCAAUAAAAAAAGAAUUAGCAUCCAACCUGUCCAACAUCUUACAAAACCACUCGAACAUAGCAUCUAAGAAAGACUUGGAAAAAUUUGGAUCUGCAGAUUAUUUCAUUAGAGCUUUGAUGAAUGGUACUUCCAACAAACUAGAUUAUAUUGAGAAGAAUUCAGUAGUGCUAAGGUUUGGCGCAAUCCCAAGUUUAGAUGUUUCUAUUGACAACGUUAAAGUUAUUCCUUUAGUGUCUGAACAUGAAGAUAAUUAUUUGACGGAAUUUUUGAAAAUCUUAGGAAAUUUAUAUGUCAAUGGAUACGAUCUUCAGUUGGCUAAAUUUUACCCAGAAGUGUCAUUCCCUGUAAGUAAAGGAACAAGGCUGAUUUCACCAUUUAUUAAGUGGGAACAUACUCGUGAUUGGUUUAUUCCUUCUUAUAACUUAGAAAUGUCUAAGAAAUGUCAACUUGGUCCAAGAUCCGUCACUGUUACAUUGACUGACCAUCAAUGGACUUUUAUUCAAGGACAUGUUAUUGAUGGAAGGAACCUCUUUCCAGCGACGGGAUACCUAUUUUUAAUUUGGGAAACUCUUUCCAUUAUAGAAGAUGUUCCGUUUACAGUCAAACACAUCAUGUUUGAGGACGUUAAGUUUUCAAGAGCUACUAACAUACCAAAAGCGGGAGCAGUAAAAUUUAUAAUAUUUUUAAAUAUUUCCUCUGGUAGAUUUGAAAUCGUUGAAGGUGGAUCUACCAUAGUAUCAGGAAAAGUCACAACCGUUGAAGAUCACACUUCUUAUAAUGGUGUUGAUACAAUUGAUAAGCAUAAAGAUUGUUUAACGAGGAAAGAUGUCUAUAAAGAGUUGCGUUUGCGAGGCUAUAAUUACAGUGGCGAGUUCCAAAAUAUCCAAGCAUUUAAUCCAUCUGACAAAUCAGGUCUUAUUAAGUGGACUGAUAACUGGAUAGCAUUUUUGGACAACAUGCUUCAACUGAAAAUUGUUACCACUGACACCAGAUUACUUUACGUGCCGACGUAUAUUUCCAAGCUUACAAUACCAUCUAAAUCAGUACUUGAAUGGGUCAAUAGAGGUUAUCUGCAGAAGCAAGUAGAGCCAAUUCUACCAGUUUACAUUAACGAAGAGACAUCUGAAAUAAAAUGUGGAAAUAUUGUGAUUCAAGGUCUUAUAGCAAGUUCAAUUGCCAGAAGAAAAGAUUUGGGUAUACCAGUUUUGGAGUACCAUACAUUUGUUCCGAACAUAACCGAAUUAGAACCAGAAGAAUCAAUUAGGGUCAAUCUUCAAAUUAUUUGCGAAAAUGCAUUAGCAAGAAAGUCUAAAGUUAUCGAACUUAUUGAUGAAUAUGCGGCACAAGAAAGUAUUUUAAUUCCUUUACUUCAAAAUGCAUUUGGAGACCAACCACUUCUUCAAGCACUUGUUAAAGUAUUAGCAAAAACUAGACCUGAAUAUGUUCCAGAAGAGAUUGAAGUAGAAGAUAAAGAACUGGCUACUGAAACUGAUUGCCAUAUAAUUAUUGGUUUCAAGCUUACCGAGAGAAAAGAAGUUUUAAAAACUGCAGCCAAAUGUCUAAAGGAUCAUGGUUUUCUUAUAUCUCGAGAGGAUGUCAACUUUGAUGCUACCAUAACUGAAGUAGAAGAUUUCACUGUAUUUACUGUGCAUAAAACUCCUUUAGAAACGUUGGUUCUUCUUAAGAAAAAUUUCAAAACCAAGGAACUCAUUGCAGUUGAGGUAGAUAGAUCAGAUGAUUUAUCGUGGAUUGAAGAAUUAAAGGAAACUGUUAAAUCAAAAAAGAGUGAUAAUGUCCUCGUUUAUGCUCAAAAUAGACCUUUAAGUGGAAUUAUGGGAUUCUUUAACUGCUUAAAGAGGGAACCUGAAACUAAUUAUAUGAGAUCCCUCUUUAUGUUCGAUUCAGAUCAACAUUUUGACAAAGAUAGCCCAUUUUAUAAGUCUCAAUUGAGUAAACAGAUGGCAGUAAAUAUCUGGAAAGAUAAUCAAUGGGGUACUUACAGACAUCUCGUUUUAAAAAAUCUGGACAACGUUGAAUCUGAGCACUGUUAUGCAAAUAUCACCGUUCGAGGAGAUCUUUCCAGUCUGAGAUGGAUCGAGAGCACUUACAAAUACGACAUGGUUGUACCUACUGAGAAGCAAUUGGUGUACAUUCACUACGCUUCUCUGAACUUUAGAGAUGUAAUGACAGCUUCGGGAAGAAUAAACGCCGAUGUAAUAACACAAGAUAGGAUUGAACAGGAAUGCGUUCAAGGAUUUGAGUUUUCAGGAUACACUGCACAAGGUAAGAGAGUUAUGGGAUUGGUAACACACGGCGCUCUGGCUACCUUGAUGUUGGCUGAUGAUUAUUUACUCUUUGAAGUGCCUGAUAAUAUGUCUUUACAAGAUGCAGCAUCAAUGACAUGUGUAUAUUCUACUGUUAUAUACGGAUUGGUAACGAGGGCAAAUAUGAAAAGAGGUUCGAGCAUACUGAUUCACUCUGGAACAGGCGGCGUUGGUCAAUCAGCCAUUAGAUUGGCGUUAGAUUUUCGCUGUAAUAUAUUUGUCACGGUAGGGACGAAGGAAAAACGAGAAUACUUACUUAAAACAUUCCCACAAAUUAAACCACACCAGAUAGGUAAUUCACGUGAUAUUUCCUUUGAAACCAUGGUAAAGAAAUAUACGGGUGGCAGAGGUGUAGACGUGGUUCUCAAUUCUCUAGCGGAAGAAAAACUUCAAGCUUCGAUUAGAUGUUUGGCACCCGGAGGUAGUUUCGUAGAAAUAGGAAAAUUCGAUUUGGCUAACAAUAACGAAAUCAAUCUUUUACUUAUGCAAAAAGAAUGUAGUUUUCAUGGAGUCAUGUUGGAUCAAAUUUUUACUGAAACUCCGAAGACAAAAAAGGAAGUAGCUAAGUUUUUUGAAGAAAAUGUUGGUGAGGGUAAAUGUAUUGUUCCUCUACCAAUAACUUGCUUUAGAUAUGAUCAGUUGGAAGAAGCCUUUAGACACAUGGCUACCGGUAAACACAUGGGAAAAGUUAUGAUAAAAAUACGAGACGUGGAGCAACCGCCUCAACCAGUUCCUGAGAAGUUUAUAGGAAUACCCAAAUAUUUUUGCUACCCCAAUAAAACCUAUAUUAUCGUCGGUGGCCUAGGAGGAUUUGGAUUAGAGUUGGCUGAUUGGUUAGUACUAAGAGGAGCCAAAAAUAUUGUACUUGUUUCAAGAAAAGGUGUUACCACAGGAUAUCAAAGCUUAAGAAUCAGGCUCUGGGAAUCGUAUGGUACAAUUGUACAUAUAUCUCAAGAUGACGUUUGUACUGAAGAAGGUUGCAGAAAACUACUUCAAACGGCAAAUCUAUUGGGUGAUGUUCACUCAAUAUUCAACUUGGGGGUUGUUCUGGCGGAUGCCAUUUUUGAAAAUCAAACAAUAGAAACUUUCAAAACAUCAUUUGGUCCAAAAGCUGCUGCAACACAACAUCUAGACAAAUUAUCAAGGGUGAUGUGUCCGAAAUUAGAAGACUUUGUGGUUUUUUCAUCAGUCUCGUGUGGCAGAGGCAACGCUGGACAAACUAAUUAUGGAAUGUCCAAUUCCAUUAUGGAAAGAAUAUGUGAAUUGAGGAAAAAGGAAGGAUAUCCAGCAUUAGCUAUACAAUGGGGAGCUAUUGGAGACGUAGGAUUAGUGGCCGAAUUACAAGAAAGUCACGUGCAGCUAGAAAUUGGUGGAACGCUGCAGCAGAAGAUCUCAAAUUGUCUUAACGUUUUAAAUACAUUGUUAAGACAAAAACAAGCCACGGUAGUCUCGAGUAUGGUAGUUGCCGAAAAACGUGGAGGAGUAGGAUCGAACAGUGUUGUGGAUACCGUAAUAAAUAUUCUAGGUCUUACUGAUGCCAAGUUAAUUAGCCAUCAUGCGACGUUACCUGAAUUGGGUAUGGAUUCGAUGACAGGAGUGGAAAUUAAACAAACGUUAGAGAGGGAAUUCGAGAUUUUCCUUGCACCGAAAGACAUGAAGACAAUGACUCUACACAAAUUAAAAGAAAUACAAGACCAUAAAGUCAUGUCGUUGGAAUCUGAGCAAUUAACUGACUUGGCCGUAAUAUUUACCCAUGUAGGUGAAGAAACCGAUGUCAAAAAAGUUGAACUGCCUCUGCCUUCAAAAGCGAAAGAAGGUGAAACGGACGAUACAAUACUUCUUUUCCCUGGUAUUGAAGGUCUUGGUAACAGGUUUACUAACUUAGCAUCUAGGUUAACAGCGCAUGCCAUCUCGUAUCAAUACUGGGACAGUGUGGACUACUCAAAUGUUCAAGUAUUGGCGGAGUAUCUAUUACCUAAAGUAGAAGAUCGUAUAAAGGAAACUGGAAAGUUUAAAAUACUAGCAUAUUCUUUUGGUUCCGCAAUAGCUCUAGAGGUCGUACAUCUGCUAGAAAACAAAGGAUACAUAGGAGAAAUAGUAGUAGUAGAUGGUGGACCGUCAUUUGUAAAGAAGUUGACACAACCCUUCAGUUCGCUUUCCGAAGCCGAAUUUGAAACGUCUAUUAUCUGCCAUUUAAUGUCAUUUAAUUUGUCCAGUGAUAUUAUUUCCAAACACCAGGAAAAAAUUGUAAAAUGCAGUACCUGGAAUGAAAGACUUGAAAUAGGUGAAGAAAUCCUAAAACAAAAUGACCUUUCUGAAGGGUCCAUAGCCUUCAAAAGAUACCUAGCCAACGGAUUUUUCAAUCACGCAAAACUUGCCAUGAAUUAUGAGCAGUCAUUUAAAACCAUCAAAUCAAAAAUCACCCUUAUCGCUCCAGAAGAACCAUUAAGCAAGGAAAUUGACGCUGAUUGUGGAUUAUCAAGUAUUGCUUCAAGUGAAGUGGUUAUAAUAAAGGCCAAAGGAAACCAUGUUACUGUAUUAGAAAAUGAAGAGAUAGGAGACAUUGUUAACUCGAUCUUCAAUAAAAAUUAAGAAUGUAUAUAAGAGUUAAUUAUAGCCUUUUAAUUAUAACUUUUGUUAAAUUUA